ACUCCUGCUAAUACUUUUCCCUCCACUCACGUCCACACAUGCAUGCAUACACACAUCUCCGCCCCCGGUCGUAUGUGUAUAUAUAUACCUACCGACCCAGCCAUGGAUCGGCGACGGCACUUGACAACGAACCAGCAGAUAUCGAUCAUCCAUGGACGCCGUGGGGAUCUCUCGCCGCCGUGCUGUUCUGGGAAUGAUAUGAUGGACACGCUCUUCGUCCUCGGCCAGGAAUCCCGGCUGCGCAUCCUCCAGCAGGCCGCGGCGCGCGUCCCCGGCUGCGCCUACAUCUGCGUCUGGGCCCCAAUUAAUCCCGGCGCCGCCCAGCAACAGCAGCUUCUGCUGCCUCCUCCUCCUCUUUCUUCCGCCAGGUCACGCGGCCACCUGCUGUGUUGCCUGGACGCGUGGCUCCGGGGCGACGUGGGCGACCGCGGGCGCGCGCUGUUCCAGGCGUACAGGGGCUCGCUCUGCGGCGUGGAGAGCGGGUGCGUGCCCGGGUGGGCUUUCCGGGAAGGCCGGUCCUACAUGGAGCUCCCGGAGCACGACCUGGCCGCCUCCGCGUCGCUGCCGUUGCAGCUGCAGUUCUACCAGUGGGGAAAAUUCAAUGCUGAUCGAUGCUUGUGUGAUCUUCUUGUGUUUCAGGAAGCUGGCAUUGAGAUGGCGGCCUUCGUGGGAUGCGAGAGCGGCGAGAUCGAGAUGGGCGUGUCGGCGCCGACGAACAACCUGCGGGCGAGCGUGGAGCAGGUAUUCUCCGAGGACUUCUUCCAGCAGUCGCUGCUCGAGGAGCUGCUCCAGCUCCCGCCCACGCGCCCUUCGUCCUCAUCCUCCUCGAUCCCCUCCAUCUCCGUCGGCAGCCCGGCCGCCGACGGCGCCUCGACCUCGCUCCCCCGCAGCACGGCAACCACAAUGGCCAUGCCCAUGGCGGCGUCCUCCGCCACGCCGUCUCCACGAGACCUCUCGCUAGCGCAGCAGCCGCUUCUCCACCCGCUGUUCAGCCGGCACGCCGCCUAUGGCCACGGGCAAUUCCCGAGCGCGGAGGCCGACGACGCGGCCAUGGCGCAGGCCAUGCUGGCCGUCAUCUCCUCUUCCUCCUCGCCAUCUUCUUCUUCCAUGCCGGCCUUCUUCGGCACCCGCCGCGGCGCGCACCGGGGCUCGAGCACGACGACUACGGCGUUCCGGGCGUACAACGCGGCGCUGGCGCCGAGGCGUGCGCCGGGCCUAGGCGCGGCGGCAGGGCAGCGGAUGAUCAAGCGGGGCAUCUCCAUCCUCAGGAGGAUGCACGUGCUCAAGUGCGGCUACGGCCAGAACCACCAGGACCAGCAGCGCGCCGCGGCCGGCGCGGCAGUGCAGCGGCGGCGAGACGAGGUGGAGGAGGAGGAGGCCGCACAGCCGCCGGCGCCGUCGAGCAGCCAGCUGCACCAUAUGAUAUCGGAGCGGAGGCGGCGGGAGCGGCUCAACGAGAGCUUCGAGGCGCUCAGAGGCCUUCUUCCUCCCGGAUCAAAGAACGACAAGGCCACGGUCCUGGCAAACACGCUGGAGUACAUGAACAUCCUGAUAACCCAGAUCGCAGACCUCGAGUCCAAGAACCGAGCCCUCGAGGCGGCGGCGCAAGUCUACCGACCCAUCGUCAACGGCAGCUCCUCCAGAGAAAGUCGCCGUCCAGACCAAGCACUUGUCCAACAAGGGCUUCUAGUCGAGGUGUCUACCAGCAGCGGCGCCGGCGCGUCCACAUCGUCGACACCGGUGUCCCGGGAGGUGACCAUAAGAGUGGCGGCGCCAGGCGGUGACCUGUCGGAGCUGGUGACGCGCGUGCUGCGGCUGCUCAAGGAAACGGGCCACCGGUUCACGGUGGUCGCCGUCGACGCCAGCAGGCAUCCGGCGGCCGGCGGCGGCGGCAUUGCCCAGGCCAGCAUGACACUGCGAGCAACGGCUGCGGGUGAAUUGGACGAGGCGUCUCUGAGGGAAGCUGUGGCGAAGGCUGUCGAGGGUCUGGUGACACCGUCGGACGACGACGACGAGUCGCCGUAGCGCAUCAGCUUUGACCCGCCCUCUCGGCUGGUCGCUCGUGUCAGCUAGCAAUGCAAGGUGGGGUCCGGAUCGGCCAAGUUAUGAGUCCAAGGGCACACGAGGCGUGACGUUUCCGUCUUCUAUUCCGUGCUCUGGAUUCGUUGGUGCGUUGGUGGUUCUUUGAGUAACUGUAGACGGUAGUUGUAUUUCGCUUUUUGGCAUGGAUUGGGAGCAGCAAGACAGCAGACAUGUACCGAUCCUCCCUGUUACUCCACCCUUUUCCAAUUCGCGAGACACGAGUCAGAUUUUGACCGACAAUUAGAUCAAUACUGUAGUAUAUAAGGUAAUCUUGACACAUCAGUAAUAUCGUUGAAUUUGUAGUUUGGUACUAAAACGUAUUUUCAAAUUAAA
This is a messenger RNA of Brachypodium distachyon (stiff brome), 2415 nucleotides long. RefSeq names its product putative transcription factor bHLH041. Lineage: Eukaryota; Viridiplantae; Streptophyta; Magnoliopsida; Poales; Poaceae. The coding region runs from base 43 to 2025 and encodes 660 amino acids. Gene Ontology annotation, molecular function: protein dimerization activity. The transcript has 6 exons. The record is from RefSeq and is a predicted model, not a curated record.